AGGUAACGAAAGGGAGAACAAGGUGUGCGUGCGAAGGGUAGCACAGUACACCAUUGAAACAGAAAUAUCAGUACGUGGUGUCUCGGGUUACCCCACGACGCUCCCUUUCCAUGGACGCGAAUGUUGUUCCACAAGCACCGCUGAGUGGCGGCAGCAGCCCCACGACAACGUCGCCCGCCACAGCACUAAACGGUCAGCCCACCCUCGAUGAAGUUGCCCGCAUUCACCACCGCCGCAAGCUCGCUCGCAAAACACCAGAGCAGCGACGCAAGCUGCUGCAGUACCAGCGACGACACAACGAAAAGGAUGAGCGCCUCUUCUACUGCGACUACUGCGACUUGUUUAUCUCGUCAAGACAGAAAACGUGGGCGGCGCACCUGCGCAGUGCGCGGCACAUGGACGCCUUUCGCGCCUACUACGAUCUCGCCGCGCACGUCGAAAGUGUGUGGUUCAGCGAAAUCAACUACGCGAUUGAGCAGGCGCGGGGGCGAGAGGUGCACCGGCUGCAGCAGCAGCGAGCAGGGCGCGGCGCAUCAACACCGUUAGCGGCGCAGCGUAUUGCGCCCGGUAUUGUCGUGGGCGGCGCUCUGCCUCCGCCUCCUCCGCCUCCGCCUCCACCGGCAGUGUUGAUGCCAUCGCCUGCUGCUGCUGUCGCCGUGCGUGUUGGCGUGGGCACGCCCUGCAUUCGCGUGGGCGGAAAGGUGGUGAUGUCCCCGCCCCUCCCGAUCAAGGUCUCCGUCGGACCGCCUCCGCAGGAGGACGUCCCUCCCAAGAAGGAGGAGUGA
Molecule: messenger RNA, 785 nt
Organism: Leptomonas pyrrhocoris
Lineage: Eukaryota; Euglenozoa; Kinetoplastea; Trypanosomatida; Trypanosomatidae
Product: putative U1 small nuclear ribonucleoprotein C
Exons: 1
Coding region: 111-785 (224 amino acids)
Cellular component (GO): U12-type spliceosomal complex; nucleus
Molecular function (GO): nucleic acid binding; zinc ion binding
Source: RefSeq, a predicted model, not a curated record